CCCAGAGGAGCAGCCACACAGGGAAAAAAAGUUAAAAUCAACUCAGCAAAGAGAGGAGGGAGGGAGAGAGAAGAGAGAGAGAGAAAGAGGGGCGAAGAAAACGCCCUGGAAACUUUGCUUGAUCGAAAAGUUGGAGAAGUGAUAGAAUUUCAUCAGACAAAGUUAAGAAGCGCUCAUCUUGGGCUGGGGUGAAGGGGAAGGCGACAACGUUUUCAAGGAUGCUCAAGCUUGUGUGAGGCUUCUCGGGCGCAUCGUGUGCGCACAGAAGUCAAGAAAACAAGAACCAACGCAUCGUACUGAAGCCCUUGGCCUCGCUUGAGCUAUCCAAGGAAAACCAGGGAGUGACAUUCUUUCCCGCCAGGGCUUGAACAAACAAGAAAUAAAACAAGAUGGCUGAAGAAGAAGAAACAAGGGAAGUGCUCUUUCCAGAUUGGGAAGGUCCAGAUAAAACUGGGCUGACUAUUGAACAGACACGGGAAGGAGAGAUCUUUGUAAAAGAAGUGAAAGGAGAGUCACCUGCAGCGCGAUCUGGGAAAGUAUAUGAAGGUGACCAGAUUGUGGGUGCAACAAUCUAUUUUGACAACAUGAGCUCAGAAGAAACAGCUGAGCUGCUGAAGACACUUAACCGUCACAAGGUUGGAUUGAAACUACAGAAUAAAGACAAAUCCCCAUGCUGCUCUCCCUUGAGAUCACCAUGUCGUUCCCCAAUGGGUACUUUGACAUGGGAGGGAAAAUUAGGAAGCUCCAGUCCAGACAUCAUUCUUAGUGGAGAUGAUGAGGACUAUAAAAGGAUUUACACACGGAAGAUCAAACCGAGGCUUAAGUCUGAAGACCUUGCAGAAGGCGUAGAUGUGCGUACGGAGCGGCAUAGCAGCACAAGUAGUGAUGGCAGCACAAUUACGACUGUCACACGCCGCAUCACCACUUAUACUGUGGACAUGCCAGUUGGCAUAAGUGAGCACCUUGAAUUUUCAAGCCCAGAUUUCAAGGGGCAAAGGCAGGAAUUAGGGGAUAGUUCUUCAGGAAUAAGAAUUUCACAUGGCAGCCCAACCAGAAUAGUUGGAGCUGAAGGAGGAGUUUUGGAUAUAGGCAAGCUAAGGGAAAGUUCAAACACUGGUAGUAGGCAUGUUUUUGUGGGAGCGAUGGGACCAAGUGAGGUAUUCAAAACUGAUAAUGAGAAUGGAGGGUCAAUUCAUGCAUCUGUAACAGAAAAAGGAAGACAGAUUAUUGUGACAUCCACAGAUAAAACACAAGGGGGUGAGGGAACAAAUGUGAAUUUACCUGAAUCAGGCUCUAUUCAUAUUCCCAACAUUUCAUUGAGUGGAGGUUUUGCAGAUGCUGCAAGUGAAUUGAAAGGGCCUUCUGCAAAUACAUCUGUCAGCAUCCAAACUAAAAAGUACCACGUUCACGGUCCAGGCAUUAGUCUUGAGCAGAAAGAGGGAGAUUUCAAAAUGCCUCAGGUAAAUAUAACAUCACAUAUGACAAAGGGUUCAAAUUUUGACAUGAAACCACACGACAUUGACAUUAGUCAGACUGGCCCAGAGAUGAAAGGAAAAGUGAAUGUAUCAACUCGAAAGAUGGAUGGGAAAGUAAAAAUACCAGAUGUGGUAAUCCAGGGUCCAGAGGUAGACAUGGAAGGACACAAAGGCGAUGGAAUACAGUUUGGUAAAGAUAUUCGCAAAUCUGAAAUCUCAGGCCCAAGUAUUACUAUGCCAAACGUGGAACUGAAUCUGAAGGGCAACAAAGUUAAAGGUGAAAUAGAUGUGUCACCAGGACAUAUCAAACAAAAUAUAGACACACCAGAGAUUGAAGUGACAGGCAUAAAAAUUGACAAUGACACAACGGGUAAUAUUGACUUUUCCAAAAUAAAAUUGCCAACAUUUGGUUUAAAAAGUCAGGAAGCCCAGGGCCCAGACAUUAACAUAAAUCUGAGCAAGGCUGAGAUUGAUGUCAAAGGCCCUGAGUUUUCAGGCCCAAAUUUGACAGAGGCAGUAAACAUCUCAGGACCAAAAAGCUCUUUGGCUAAAAUGGAUGUCAAUCUAAAAGGUCCAAAACUCAAAGGGGACGCACAUGUGUCUGUCCCAAAUAUUGAUGGAGAUAUCAAGGUGCCUGACAUUGACAUCAAAGGCCCAAAUGUAGACAUUAAGGGUUACAAGGCUGGUGAUGUUGAUAUCAACCUUCCUAAGGCUAAUAUUGACAUUAAAGUCCCUGAAGUAGGUGUAAGUCUCCCCAAAACUGACUUAAAUAUCAAGGGUCCAAAUUUAGAGAUUGAACCACCAGAUGCUGGCAUUGACAGUCAACGUUGGAAGCUCAAGGGACCCAAUCUGAAGAUGCCAAAAAUAUCAGGUUCAAAUGUCAACAUGCCAAAUGUGGAUUUCGAUCUUCAAGGCCCUAAUUUCAAAGGUGAUUUGGAUGUGUCAGUUUCAAAUGUUGAGGGGGAUAUCAAAUCACCGGAAAUUGACAUCAAAGCCCCAAAGAUUGACAUCAAAGGCCCAAACGUCGACCUUGAGGAUCCCAAGGGUGGAUUUAAAAUGCCCAAAAUUAAAACGCCAGAAUUUGGCUUCAAAGGUCCUAAACUAGAGGGUCCUCAAGUUGACAUCAACCUUCCCAAGGCCAAUAUUGAUGUCAAAGUCCCUGAAGUUGAUGUCAGUCUUCCCAAACUGGAUUUAGACACUAAAGGCUCAAAAUUAGACAUUGAAGGACCAGAUGUUGAAAUUGACAGUUCGGGUUCGAAGAUCAAGGGACCAAACCUUAAAAUGCCAAAAAUCUCAAAACCAAACAUUUCAAUGCCAGAAAUGGGUUUCCAUCUGAAAGGUCCUGAACUCAAAGGUGAUGUGGAUGUAUCUCUUCCAAAAACUGAGGGAGAUAUUGAAGCACCAGACGUGGCCAUCAAAGGCCCAGAAAUUGACAUUAAGGGCCCUAGUGGUGGAUUUGAAAUGCCCAAAAUUAAAAUGCCAGCAUUUGACUUCCAAGGGCCAAAAAUAGAGGGCCCUGAUGUUGGUAUCAAUCUUCCAAAAGCUAAUGUUGAUGUCAAAGUCCCUGCAGUGGAUGUUAGUCUCCCUAAAACUGAUUUAGACAUCACGGGUCCUGAUGUUGAUGUUGAAGUACCAGAUGUCGACAUCGGGAGUCCAGGUUGGAAAAUAAAAGGACCUAAACUGACGAUGCCAAAAAUCCCAAAGCCAAACAUCUCAAUGCCAGAAAUGGAUUUCCGUUUAAAAGGGCCGAAACUAAAAGGGGAUGUUGAUGUAUCAGUACCGAAAGUUGAAGGAGACAUUGAAGCACCAGAAGUAGAUAUCAAAUGCCCAAACAUUGACAUUAAAGGUGCCAAGGGGGGAUUUGAAAUGCCCAGAAUCAAAAUGCCAGAAUUUGACAUGAAAGGUCCAAAAUUGGAGAGUCCUGAUGUUGACAUCAAUCUUCCAAAGGCCAAUAUUGAUGUAAAAGUCCCUGAAGUUGAUGUCAGUGUCCCUAAAGCGGAUUUAGACAUCAAGGGGCCAGAUUUUGAUGUUGAAGUACCAGAUGCCGACAUUGGGAGUCCUGGUUGGAAGAUAAAAGGACCUAAACUGAAGAUGCCAAAAAUCCCGAAGCCAAACAUAUCAAUGCCAGAAAAGGGAUUGCAGCUAAAAGGUCCAAAACUCAAAGGGGAUAUUGAUGUAUCGAUACCAAAAGUGGAAGGAGACAUUGAAGCACCAGGAGUGGACAUCAAAGGCCCAAAAGUUGACAUCGAGGGCCCCAAGGGUGCAUUUGAAAUGCCAAAAAUCAAAAUGCCAGAAUUUGGCUUAAAAGGUCCAAAUAUAGAGGGUCCUGGUGUUGCCAUCAACCUUCCCAAGGCGAAUAUUGAUGUCAAAGUCCCAGAAGUUGAUGUCAGUCUCCCUAAAACUGAUUUAGACAUCACAGGUCCUGAUUUUGAUGCUGAAGUACCAGAUGUCGACAUCGGGAGUCCAGGUUGGAAAAUAAAAGGACCUAAACUGAAGAUGCCAAAAAUCCCGAAGCCAAACAUAUCAAUGCCAGAAAUGGGAUUGCAGCUAAAAGGUCCAAAACUCAAAGGGGAUAUUGAUGUAUCGAUACCAAAAGUUGAAGGAGACAUUGAAGCACCAGGAGUGGACAUCAAAGGCCCAAAAGUUGACAUCGAGGGCCCCAAGGGUGGAUUUGACAUGCCCAAAAUCAAAAUGCCAGAAUUUGGCUUUAAAGGUCCAAAAAUAGAGGGUCCUGAUGUCGACAUGAAUCUUCCAAAGGCCAAAAUUGAUGUCAAAGUCCCUGAGGUUGAUGUCAAUCUCCCUAAAACUGAUUUAGACAUCAAAGGUCCUGAUGUUGAUGUUGAAGUCCCAGAUGUCGACAUCGGGAGUCCAGGUUGGAAAAUAAAAGGACCUAAACUGAAGAUGCCCAAAAUUCCGAAGCCAAACAUAUCAAUGCCAGAAAUGGGAUUGCAGCUAAAAGGUCCUAAACUCAAAGGGGAUGUUGAUAUAUCUGUACCAAAAGUUGAAGGAGACAUUGAAGCACCAGAAGUGGACAUCAAAGGCCCAAAAGUUGACAUCGAGGGCCCCAAGGGUGGAUUUGACAUGCCCAAAAUCAAAAUGCCAGAAUUUGGCUUUAAAGGUCCAAAAAUAGAGGGUCCUGAUGUCGACAUGAAUCUUCCAAAGGCCAAAAUUGAUGUCAAAGUCCCUGAGGUUGAUGUCAAUCUCCCUAAAACUGAUUUAGACAUCAAGGGUCCUGAUGUUGAUGUUGAAGUACCAGAUGUCGACACGGGGAGUCCGGGUUGGAAAAUAAAAGGACCUAAACUGAAGAUGCCAAAAAUCCCGAAGCCAAACAUAUCAAUGCCAGAAAUGGGAUUGCAGCUAAAAGGUCCUAAACUCAAAGGGGAUGUUGAUAUAUCUGUACCAAAAGUUGAAGGAGACAUUGAAGCACCAGAAGUGGACAUCAAAGGCCCCAAAGUUGACAUCAAGGGCCCAAGUGGUGGAUUUGACAUGCCCAAAAUCAAAAUACCAGAGUUAGGCUUUAAAGGUCCAACAUUAGAAAGUCCUGAUGUUGACAUCCAUCUUCCUAAGGCUAAUAUUGAUGUCAAAGUCCCUGAAGUUGAUGUCAGUCUCCCUCAAACUGAUUUAGACAUAUCAGGACCAGAUGUAGAUCUUGAUGUACCAGAUGUCCACAUAGAUAGUCCAGGUUGGAAAAUGAAGGGACCAAAACUGAAGAUGCCUAAAAUCUCAAAGCCAAACAUAUCAAUGCCAGAAAUGGAUUUCCAUCUGAAAGGUCCUAAACUCAAAGGGGAUGUUGAUAUAUCUGUACCAAAAGUUGAAGGAGAUAUUGAAGCACCAGACGUGGCCAUCAAAGGCCCAGAAAUUGACAUUAAGGGCCCUAGUGGUGGAUUUGAAAUGCCCAAAAUAAAAAUGCCAGCAUUUGGCUUCAAAGGGCCAAAAAUAGAGGGCCCUGAUGUUAAUAUCAAUCUUCCAAAAGCCAAUGUUGAUGUCAAAGUACCUGCAGUGGAUGUCAGUCUCCCUAAAACGGAUUUAGACAUCAAGGGUCCAGAUUUCAAUGUUGAUGUACCAGAUGUCGACAUCGGGAGUCCGGGUUGGAAAAUAAAAGGACCUAAACUGAAAAUGCCCAAAAUCUCAAAGCCAAACAUUUCAAUGCCAGAAAUGGAUUUCCAUUUAAAAGGGCCAAAACCUAAAGGGGAUAUUGACGUAUCACUGCCAAAAGUUGAAGGAGACAUUGACACACCAGACGUGGCCAUCAAAGGCCCAGAAAUUGACAUUAAGGGCCCUAGUGGUGGAUUUGAAAUGCCCAAAAUAAAAAUGCCAGCAUUUGGCCUGAAAGGGCCAAAAAUAGAGGGCCCUGAUGUUGAUAUCAAUCUUCCAAAAGCCAAUAUUGAUGUCAAAGUCCCUGAAGUUGAUGUCAGUCUCCCUAAAACAGAUUUAGACAUCAAGGGUUCUGAUUUUGAUGUUGAAGUACCAGAUGUCAACAUCGGGAGUCCGGGCUGGAAAAUAAAGGGACCUAAACUGAAGAUGCCCAAAAUCCCAAAGCCAAACAUCUCAAUGCCUGAAAUGGAUUUCCACCUAAAAGGGCCGAAACUAAAAGGGGAUGUUGAUGUAUCAGUACCAAGAGUUGAUGGAGACAUUAAAGCACCAGAAGUGGAUAUCAAAGGCCCAAAUAUUGAUAUUAAGGGUCCCAAUGGUGCAUUUGAAAUGCCAAAACUCAAAGUGCCAGAAUUUGGCUUGAAAGGUCCAAAAGUAGAGGGUCCCGAUGUUGCCAUCGCCCUUACCAAGCCCAAUAUUGAUGUCAAAGUCCCAGAAGUUGAUGUUAGUCUCCCUAAAACUGAUGUAGACAUCACUGGACCAGAUAUAGAUGUUCAACUACAAGAGGCUGAAAUAGACAGUCCAGGUUGGAAAAUAAAGGGACCUAAACUGAAGAUGCCAAAAAUUUCAAUGCCAAACAUCACAAUACCAGAACUGAAUUUAAUAAAAGGUCCGAAACUCAAAGGGGAUGUUGAUGUAUCACUGCCAAAAGUUGAAGGAGACAUUGACGCACCAGAAAUCGACAUCAAAGGCCCUAAGAAUGGAUUUGAAAUGCCUAAAAUUAAAAUGCCAGAAUUGAGCUUGAAAGGUCCAAAACUUGAAGGUCCCAAUGUUGAUAUCAAUCUUCCAAAGGCCAAUAUUGAUGUCAAAGUCCCUGAAGUGGAUGUCAGUGUCCCUACAGCUGAUUUAGACAUCACGGGUCCAGAUUUUGAUGUUGAAGCACCAGAUGUCGACAUUGGGAGUCCAGGUUGGAAGAUAAAAGGACCUAAACUGAAGAUGCCCAAAAUCCCAAAGCCAAACAUCUCAAUGCCAGAAAUGGAUUUCCAUGUGAAAGGUCCUAAAUUCAAAGGGGAUGUUGAUGUAUCACUGCCAAAAGUUGAAGGCGACAUUAAAGCACCAGAAGUGGAUAUCAAAGGCCAAAAAAUUGACAUCAAAGGCCCCAGUGGUGGAUUUGAAAUGCCCAAAAUCAAAAUGCCACAAUUUAGCUUGAAAGGUCCAAAAGUAGAGGGUCCCGAUGUUGCCAUCAACCUUCCCAAGCCCAAUAUUGAUGUCAAAGUCCCAGAAGUUGAUGUCAGUCUCCCUAAAACUGAUUUAGACAUCAGGGGACCAGAUAUAGAUGUUCAACUACCAGAAGCUGAAAUCGACAGUCCAGGUUGGAAAAUAAAAGGACCUAAACUGAAGAUGCCAAAAAUUUCAAUGCCAAACAUUGCAAUGCCAGAACUGGAUUUAAAUCUAAAAGGUCCGAAACUCAAAGGGGAUAUUGAUGUAUCACUGCCAAAAGUUGAAGGAGACAUUGACGCACCAGAAAUGGACAUCAAAGGCCCAAAAAUUGACAUUAAAGGCCCUAAGAAUGGAUUUGAAAUGCCCAAAAUUAAAAUGCCAGAAUUGAGCUUGAAAGGUCCAAAACUUGAAGGUCCCGAUGUUGACAUCAAUCUUCCAAAGGCCAAUAUUGAUGUCAAAGUCCCUGAAGUGGAUGUCAGUGUCCCUAAAGCAGAUAUAGACAUCAAGGGGCCAGAUUUUGAUGUCGAAGUACCAGAUGUCGACAUUGGGAGUCCGGGUUGGAAGAUAAAAGGACCUAAACUGAAGAUGCCCAAAAUCCCAAAGCCAAACAUCUCAAUGCCAGAAAUGGAUUUCCAUCUAAAAGGGACGAAACUAAAAGGGGAUGUUGAUGUAUCAAUACCAAAAGUUGAAGGCGACAUUGCAGCACCAGAAGUUGAUAUCAAAGGCCCAAAUAUUGAUAUCAAGGGCCCCAAGGGUGCAUUUGAUAUGCCAAAAAUCAAAAUGCCACAAUUUGGCUUGAAAGGUCCAAAAGUAGAGGAUCCCGAUGUUGCCAUCAACCUUCCCAAGCCCAAUAUUGAUGUCAAUGUCCCAGAAGUUGAUGUCAGUCUCCCUAAAACUGAUUUAGACAUCACGGGACCAGAUAUAGAUGUUCAACUACCCAAAGCUGAAAUAGACAGUCCAGGUUGGAAAAUAAAGGGACCUAAACUGAAGAUGCCAAAAAUUUCAAUGCCAAACAUCGCAAUGCCAGAACUGGAUUUCAAUCUAAAAGGUCCGAAACUCAAAGGGGAUAUUGAUGUAUCACUGCCAAAAGUUGAAGGAGACAUUGACGCACCAGAAAUGGACAUCGAAGGCCCAAAAAUUGACAUUAAAGGCCCUAAGGGUGGAUUUGAAAUGCCCAAAAUUAAAAUGCCAGAAUUGAGUUUGAAAGGUCCAAAACUUGAAGGUCCCGAUGUUGACAUCAAUCUUCCAAAGGCCAAUAUUGAUGUCAAAGUGCCUGAAGUAGAUUUCAGUGUCCCUAAAGCUGAUUUAGACAUCAAGGGGCCAGAUUUUGAUGUUGACGCACCAGAUGUCGACAUUGGGAGUCCGGGUUGGAAAAUAAAAGGACCUAAACUGAAGAUGCCCAAAAUCCCAAAGCCAAACAUUUCAAUGCCAGAAAUGGACUUGAAUCUUAAAGGUCCUAAACUCAAAGGGGAUGUUGAUGUAUCAGUACCCAAAGUUAAAGGAGACAUUGAAGCACCAGAAGUAGACAUCAAAGGCCUCAAAAUUGACACUAAAGGCCCAAAGGGUGGAUUUGAAAUGCCCAAAAUUAAAAUGCCAGACUUUGGCAUUAAAGGUCCAAAAAUAGAGGGUCCUAAUGUGGACGUCAAUCUUCCAAAGGCCAAUAUUGAUGUCAAAGUCCCUGAAGUGGAUAUCAAUGUCCCUAAAGCUGAUUUAGACAUCAAGGGGCCAGAUUUUGAUGUUGAAGCACCAGAUGUCGACAUUGGGAGUCCGGGUUGGAAAAUAAAAGGACCUAAACUGAAGAUGCCCAAAAUCCCAAAGCCAAACAUUUCAAUGCCAGAAAUGGAUUUCCAUCUUAAAGGCCCUAAACUCAAAGGGGAUGUUGACGUAUCAGUACCAAAAAUUAAAGGAGACAUUGAAGCACCAGAAAUAGACAUCAAAGGCCCCAAAAUCGACACCAAAGGGCCAAAGGGUGGAUUUGAAAUGCCCAAAAUUAAAAUGCCAGACUUUGGCUUUAAAGGCCCAAAAAUAGAGGGUCCUGAUGUGGACUUCAAUCUUCCAAAGGCCAAUAUUGAUGUCAAAGUCCCUGAAGUGGAUUUCAGCGUCCCUAAAGCUGAUUUAGACAUCAAGGGGCCAGCUUGUGAUGUUGAAGCACCAGAUGUUGACAUCGGGAGUCCGGGUUGGAAAAUAAAAGGACCUAAACUAAAGAUGCCCAAAAUCUCAAAGCCAAACAUCUCAAUGCCAGAAAUGGAUUUCCAUCUGAAAGGUCCUAAACUCAAAGGAGAUGUUGAUAUAUCUGUACCAAAAGCUGAAGGAGACAUUGAAGCACCAGAAGUGGAUAUCCAAGGCCCAAAAAUGGACAUUAAAGGCCCCAAAGGUGGAUUUGAAAUGCCCAAAAUAAAAAUGCCAGAAUUUGGCUUUAAAGGGCCAAAAAUAGAGGGUCCGGAUGUUGACAUCAAUCUCCCAAAAGGCAGUAUUGAUGUCAAUGUCCCUAAAGUGGAUGUCAGUCUCCCUAAAACUGAUUUAGACAUCAAGGGUCCAGAUUUUGAUGUGGAAGCACCAGAUGUUGACAUCGGGAGUCCGGGUUGGAAAAUAAAAGGACCUAAACUGAAGAUGCCCAAAAUCUCAAAGCCAAACAUCUCAAUGCCAGAAAUGGAUUUCCAUCUGAAAGGUCCUAAACUCAAAGGAGAUGUUGAUAUGUCUGUACCAAAAGUUGAAGGAGACAUUGAAGCACCAGAAAUGGACAUCAAAGGUCCGACAAUUGACAUUAAGGGCUCCAGUGGUGGAUUUGAAAUGCCAAAAAUCAAAAUGCCAGAAUUUGGCUUUAAAGGGCCAAAAUUAGAGGGUUCUGAUGUUGACAUCAAUCUUCCAAAAGCCAAUAUUGAUGUCAAAGUCCCUGCAGUGGAUGUCAGUCUCCCUAAAACAGAUUUAGACAUCAAGGGUCCUGAUUUUGAUGUUGAAGUACCAGAAGUCGACAUUGGGAGUCCGGGCUGGAAAAUAAAAGGACCUAAACUGAAGAUGCCCAAAAUCCCAAAGCCAAACAUCUCAAUGCCAGAAAUGGAUUUCCAUCUAAAAGGGCCGAAACUAAAAGGGGAUGUUGAUGUAUCAGUACCAAGAGUUGAAGGAGACAUUGAAGCACCAGAAGUGGAUAUCAAAGGCCCAAAUAUUGAUAUCAAGGGCCCUAAGGGUGCAUUUGAAAUGCCAAAAAUCAAAAUGCCAGAAUUUGGCUUGAAAGGUCCAAAAGUAGAGGGUCCCGAUGUUGCCAUCAACCUUCCAAAGGCCAAUAUUGAUGUCAAAGUCCCAGAAGUUGAUGUCAGUCUCCCUAAAACUGAUUUAGACAUCACGGGACCAGAUAUAGAUGUUCAACUACCAAAAGCUGAAAUAGACAGUCCAGGUUGGAAAAUAAAGGGACCUAAAUUGAAGAUGCCAAAAAUUUCAAAGCCAAACAUAUCCAUGCCAGAAAUGGAUUUCCAUCUGAAAGGUCCAAAACUCAAAGGGGAUGUUGAUGUAUCGAUACCAAAAGUUGAAGGAGACAUUGAAGCACCAGGUUUGGAUAUCAAAGGCCCAAAAAUUGACAUCGAGGGCCCCAGUGGUGGGUUUGAAAUGCCCAAAAUCAAAAUGCCAGACUUUGGCUUUAAAGGUCCAAACAUUGAGGGUCCUGAUAUUGAUGUCAAAGUCCCUGAAGUUGAUAUCAGUCUCCCUAAAACUGAUUUAGACAUCAAGGGCUCAGAUUUUGAUGUUGAAGCACCAGAUGUCGACAUAGACAGUCCAGGUUGGAAAAUAAAGGGACCUAAACUGAAGAUGCCCAAAAUCUCAAAGCCAAACAUCUCAAUGCCAGAAAUGGAUUUCCAUCUAAAAGGGCCAAAACUAAAAGGGGAUGUUAAUGUAUCAGUACCAAAAGUUGAAGGAGACAUUGAAGCACCAGAAGUGGAUAUCAAAGGCCCAAAAAUUGACAUGAAAGGCCCUAAGCGUGGAUUUGAAAUGCCUAAAAUCAAAAUGCCAGAAUUUGGCUUUAAAGGUCCAAAACUAGAAGGGCCCGAUGUUGACAUCACGAUUCCCAAAGCUAAAAUUGAUGGAAUAGUCCCUGAGGUCGAACUUCAAGGCCCAGAUGUUGAACUCCCAAAAGUGGAUUUGGAUCUGAAAGACGUUAAAUCAGAAAUUGAAGUACCAGAUCUUGACAUUGACAGUCCCAGUGGUAAGAUCAAAGGACCAAAAUUCAAGAUGCCAAAGAUUUCAGGGCCAAGCAUCUCUAUGCCUGAUGUAGAUUUCCAACUGACAGGCCCUAAACUUAAAGGUGAUGUUAAUAUAGGUCAACCAAAUAUCGAAGCAGACAUAAAAGCACCAGAUGUCGAUUUUAAGGGUCCAAAACUUGAGACUAAGGGUUCCAAGAGCAGUUUUGGAUUACCAAAAUUCAAACUGCCAGACUUUGGGUUUAAAAGUAAAAAACUGGAGGGUUCUGGCAUUGACAUAACACCCCCCAAAGCUAAUAUUGACCUUAAGGGCCCUGGGUUGGACACUCAAGGUCCUGAAAUUAAUGUAAGUCUCCAAAAACCAAAUGUAGACCAUCACGUUCCUGAAUUAGACAUCCGAGGACCAGAUGUUGACAUCGGUGGUCCCAGUGGGAAAAUCAAAGGACCUAAAUUCCAGAUGCCAAAACUCUCCGGACCAAACAUCUCCAUGCCUGAUGUAGAUUUCAAUAUGAAAGGACCUAAACCUAAAGGCGAUGUUGACGUGUCACUUCCAAGUGUUGAGGGGGAUAUUAAAAUGCCAGAAAUGGAUAUCAAAGGACCCAAAGUUGGAAUUAAGGGCACCAAGACUGGAUUUGAAAUGCCAAAAAUUAGAAUGCCAGAAUUUGGUUUUAAAGGUCCAAGAAUGGAAGGUUCCGACCUUGAUAUUAACCUUCCAAAGGCUAAUAUUGAUGUCAAAAUCCCUGAGGUUAAAUUGAAAGCUCCAGAAGUUGAUGUAAACCUCCAAAAACCUGAUUUAGAUAUUAAGGGCCUAAACAUGGACAUUGAAGGACCAGAUGUUGACAUUGACAGUCCCAGUGGAAAAAUCAAAGGACCCAAAUUCAAGUUACCAAAAAUCACAGGACCAGGCCUCUCUAUGCCUGAUGUGGAUUUCAAUUUGAAAGGUCCUAAACUGAAAGGUGAUGUUGAUAUGUCACUAGCAAGUGUUGAUGGAGAUAUUAAAGUACCAGAAAUGGAUAUCAAAGGCCCAAAAGUUGACAUCAAGGGCCCCAAGGGUGGAUUUCAAAUGCCCAAAAUCAAAAUGCCAGAAUUUGGCUUCAAAGGUCCUAAACUAGAGGGCCCUGACCUUGACAUCAAUCUUCCCAAGGCAAAUAUUGAUGUCAAGGUUCCGGAGGUUGAACUGAAAGGUCCAGAAGUUGAUGUAAACCUUCCAAAAGCUGAUUUAGAUAUUAAGGGCCUAAGCAUGGACAUUGAAAGACCAGAUGUUGACAUUGACAGUCCCAGUGGAAAGAUCAAAGGACCCAAAUUCAAGAUGCCAAAAAUUACAGGACCAAGCAUUUCCAUGCCUGAUGUGGAUUUCCAAGUGAAAGGCCCAAAACUUAAAGGUGAUGUUGAUAUGUCACUACCAAGUGUUGAGGGAGAUAUAAAAGUACCGGAAAUGGAUAUCAAAGGACCCAAAGUUGGCAUCAAAGGUGCCAAGACUGGAUUUGAAAUGCCAAAAAUCAAAAUGCCUGAAUUUGGCUUCAAAGGUCCGAAACUUGAGGGCCUAGACGUUGACAUCAACCUUCCUAAGACCAACGUUGAUGUGAAGGUCCCAGGGGUUGAACUUAAAGGUCCAGAAGUUGAUGUAAAUCUCCCAAAAGGUGAUUUAGAUAUUAAGAGUCCCAAUGUGAACAUCGAAGGACCAGAUAUUGACAUUCAGAGUCCCAGUGGAAAGAUUAAAGGGCCAAAAUUCAAGAUGCCAAAACUCUCAGGACCCAAAAUUUCAUUUCCAGACGUUGAUUUCAAUCUGAAAAGCCCCACAUUAAAGGCAGAUGUGGAUCUUUCAACUAAACAUAUUGAGGGAGAUAUAAAAGGUAAAAAUGUUGACGUCAAAGGGCCGAACAUUGGAUUCGACCUUCCAAAAUUUAAAAUGCCCCAGUUUGGUGUCAAAGGUUCAAAUCUGGAGGGCCCGAAUGUUGAUGCAACUCUCCCCAAAUCUGAUCUGGACAUCAAGGGACCACAAAUAGACAUUAAAACGCCAGAUGUUGACACUGACAGUCCCAGUUGGAAAAUCAAGGGACCUAAAUUUAAUAUGCCAAAAAUCAAAGGUCCAAACAUCCCCAUGCCAAAUCUGGAUAUUAAUCUGAAAGGACCUAAACUCAAAGGUGAUAUGGAUAUGUCAGUUCCAAAUAUUGAAGGAGAUAUGAAAGCACCUGAAAUUGAAAUCAGAGGCCCAAAAGUUGACAUCGAGGGCCCCAAGGGUGGAUUUGACAUGCCAAAAAUCAAAACGCCUGAAUUUGAUGUGAAGGGCCCAAAACUAGAAGGUCCUGAUGUUGACAUCAAUUUUCCUCAAGCCAAUAUUGAUGUCAAAGUCCCUGAAGUGGAUUUCAGUCUCCCUAAAACAGAUUUUGACAUCAAGGGUCCCGAUUUCGAUGUUGAAGUACCAGAUGUCGACAUUGGGAGUCCAGGUUGGAAAAUAAAGGGACCCAACCUAAAGAUGCCUAAAAUUUCAAAACCAAACAUCUCAAUGCCAGAAAUGGAUUUUCAUUUAAAAGGUCCUAAACUCAAAGGAGAUGUGGAUGUUUCAGUACCAAAAGUUGAAGGAGACAUUGAAGUACCAGGAGUGGAUAUCAAAGGCCCAAAAGUUGACAUUAAGGGCUCCAAGGGUGGAUUUGGAAUACCGAAAAUUAAAAUGCCUGAUUUUGGCUUCAAAGGUCCAAACCUGGAAGGUCCCGAUGUUGACAUCAAUCCUCCGAAGGCCAGUAUUGAUAUAAAGGUCCCUGAAGUUGAUGUCAAUCUCCCCGAAGCUGAUUUAAAAAUCAAGGGUCCAGAUUUAGACGUUGACGUACCAGAUGUUGACAUUGGCAGUCCAGGCUGGAACAUCAAGGGACCCAAUUUAAAGAUGCCAAAAAUCUCCAAACCAAACAUUUCAAUGCCAGAAAUGGAUUUCCAUCUGAAAGGACCUAAAAUCAAAGGUGAUGUGGAUAUGUCAGUUCCAAAUAUAGAGGGAGACAUUGAAGCACCAGAAGUUGAUAUCAAAGGCCCAAAAGUGGACAUUAAGGGCCCCAAGGGUGGGUUUGAAAUGCCAAAAAUUAAAAUGCCUGAUUUUGGUUUUAAAAGUCCAAAACUGGAAGGUCCCGAUGUAGACAUCAACCUUCCCAAGGCCAACAUUGAUAUCAAGGUCCCUGAAGGUGAUUUCAGUCCCCCUAAUACAGAUGUGGACAUCAAAAGUCAGGAUUUAGACAUUGAAAUACCAGAUGUUGACAUUGGCAGUCCAGGUUGGAAAUUCAAGGGACCCAAUUUGAAGAUGCCAAAAUUCUCCAAACCAAACAUUUCAAUGCCAGAAAUGGAUUUCCAUCUGAAAGGCCCUAAACUCAAAGGGGAUAUUGAUGUAUCGAUACCAAAAGUUGAAGGAGACAUUGAAGCACCAGAAGUUGAUAUCAAAGGCCCAAAAGUUGACAUUAAGGGCCCCAAGGGUGGGUUUGAAAUGCCCAAAAUUAAAAUGCCUGAUUUUGGUUUUAAAAGUCCAAAACUGGAAGGUCCCGAUGUAGACAUCAACCUUCCCAAGGCUAAUAUCGAUAUCAACGUCCCUGAAUGUGAUUUCAGUCUCCCCAAAACAGAUGUAGACAUCAAGAGUCCAGAAUUUGACAUUGAAAGACCAGAUGUUGAUAUCGGCAGUCCAGGUUGGAAAAUAAAGGGACCCAAUUUGAAGAUGCCAAAAAUUUCAAAACCAAACAUUUCAAUGCCAGAACUGGAUUUCCAUCUGAAAGGUCCAAAACUCAAAGGGGAUAUUGAUGUAUCGAUACCAAAAGUUGAAGGAGACAUUGAAGCACCAGGAGUGGACAUCAAAGGCCCAAAAGUUGACAUCGAGGGCCCCAAGGGUGGAUUUGACAUGCCAAAAAUCAAAAUGCCAGAAUUUGGCUUUAAAGGUCCAAAAAUAGAGGGUCCUGAUGUCGACAUGAAUCUUCAAAAGGCCAAUAUUGAUGUCAAAGUCCCUGACGUUGAUGUCAAUCUCCCUAAAACUGAUUUAGACAUCGAGGGUCCAGAUUUCGAUGUUGAAGCACCAGAUGUUGACAUUGGGAGCCCUGGUUGGAAAAUAAAAGGACCUAAACUGAAGAUGCCCAAAAUCCCAAAGCCAAACAUCUCAAUGCCAGAAAUGGAUUUCCAUCUGAAAGGUCCUAAAUUCAAAGGGGAUGUUGAUGUAUCAAUGCCAAAAGUUGAAGGCGACAUUAAAGCACCAGAAGUGGAUAUCAAAGGCCCAAAAAUUGACAUCAAAGGCCCCAGUGGUGGAUUUGAAAUGCCCAAAAUCAAAAUGCCAGAGUUAGGCUUUAAAGGUCCAAAAUUGGAAAGUCCUGAUGUUGACAUCAAUCUUCCUAAGGCUAAUAUUGAUGUCAAAGUCCCUGAAGUUGAUGUCAGUCUACCUAAAACUGAUUUAGACAUAUCAGGACCAGAUUUAGAUGUUGAUGUACCAGAUGUUGACAUAGACAGUCCAGGCUGGAAAAUAAAGGGACCAAAACUGAAGAUGCCUAAAAUGUCAAAGCCAAACAUAUCGAUGCCAGAAAUGGAUUUUCAUCUGAAAGGUCCUAAACUCAAAGGGGAUGUUGAUAUAUCUGUACCAAAAGUUGAAGGAGACAUUGAAGCACUAGACGUGGACAUCAAAGCCCCAAAGAUUGAAAUCAAAGGGCCAAAGACUGGAUUUGGAAUGCCAAAAAUUAAAAUACCUGAAUUUGGCUUAAAAGGCACAAAACUAGAAGGUCCUGAUGUUGACAUGAAUCUUCCUAAAACCAACAUUGAUGUCACAGUCCCUGAAGUUGAUGUCAGUCUACCUAAAACUAAUUUAGACAUCAAGAGUCCAGAUAUAGAUGUUGAAGUACCAGGUGUCGACAUCGGGAGUCCAGGUUGGAAAUUAAAGGGACCUAAAUUCAAGAUGCCAACUGUGGAUUUCAAUCUGAAAGGUCCUCAAAUCAAAGCAGACAUAGAUGCAGGAGCGCCACAUGUUGAAGGAGAGAUAAAAGCACCAGGAAUAGAAAUCAAAGGGCCCAAAGGUGACAUCAAGGGGCCUGGAUUUGAGUUGCCUAGAAUACAAAUGCCAGAAUUUGGUUUGAAAGGUCCCAAUGUUGAGGGCCCUGAAGUUGACAUAAGCCUUCCUAAAUUCAAGGGCCAUAGUGAAGGGAAUAUUGAAUUGCCAAAAGCUGAACUUGAUGUGGAAGAUGUUAAUGUCGAUAUUCCAGGGUUCAGCACCAAGAAAGCUAAAUUCAAAAUGCCCAAGUUUGGUUUUCGGGGUCCAAAGAUCAAAAACCCAGAAACUGAUCUGAAACAGCCACAAGGAAAUAUCAACAUCAAAGGGAAGACUGGCAGUAUUGAAGGACUGGAUGUAGAUAUAGAUGUAACAGGCCCCAAAGUAAAAGGACACAAAUUUAAAAUGCCCAAAUUUGGUUUCAAGGUUCCUAAAGUGGAAAUUCCAGGAGCUGAUCUUCAUCUGACUAAGGAGGGUGGAGAGAUAGAAUUUCCAGAUGUUGACAUUAAAGGACCAGAAGUAAUAAGUGGUGAUCCUAAUGUAAAAAUCAAAGGCUCAAAGCUCAAAAUGCCAGAUGUAUCACUUUCAAAGGCUGACGUAGGUCUAAACAUACCAAGCGUUGAUAUAAAAGGUCCAGAAUUGCAGGAACCAAAUGUUGAUAUUAACCUCCCCAAGGCUGGUAUUGAUGUCAAAGCCCCAGAGGUCGAUAUUCAAGGGCUGGAUGUUGAUCCCAGUCUACCAAAAGUUAAUGUCAACAUUCGAGGACCUAAAGUAGAUAUUGAAGGGGCAGAUGUUGAUAUUGGCAUCCCUGGUGAGAAGAUCAAGGGACCAAAAUUCAAGAUGCCAAAGAUUUCAGGGCCAGGCAUCUCCAUGCCAGAUGUGGAUUUCAAUCUGAAAGGUCCGAAACUCAAGGGCGAUGUUGAUGUGUCAGUACCAAAAAUAGAUGGAGAUAUCAAAGGCCCAAAAGUUGACAUUAAGGGCUCCAAGGGUGGAUUUGAAAUGCCCAAAUUUAGAUUGCCAGAAUUUGGCUUCAAAGGUCCAAAACUGGAGGGCCCUGACAUUGACAUCAACAUUCCCAAAGCUGAUGUUGACAUCAAAGUCCCUGAGGUUGAACUUCAAGGUCCAGAAGUUGAUAUAAAUCUCCCCAAAGAUCAUUUGGAAAUUAAGGGAACAUCAUUGGACAUUGAAGCAACAGAUGUCAACAUUGAAAGUCCCAGUGGUAAGAUCAAGGGACCCAAAUUCAAGCUUCCCACAAUCUCAGGACCAAACAUCUCCUUUCCUGAUUUCAGUCUCAGAGGUCCCAAUGUCAAAGGUGAUGUAGAUUUGUCAGUACCUAAUUUUGAGGCUGAGAUAAAAGCCCCAACAAUGGAUAUCCAAGGCCCAAACACUGACAUUAAGGGCUCUAUGGGUGGAUUUGAAUUUCCUAAAUUGAAAAUGCCACAAUUUGGAUUCAAAGGUCCAAAACUGGAGAGUGCUGAUGUUGACAUCGACAUUCCCAAUGCUAAUAUUGAUGUCAAACUACCUGAGGUUGGCCUGCAGGGUCCUGCAGUUGAUAUUAGUUCCCCCAAGGGUGAUUUUAACAUUGAGGUUCCAAAACUGGACAUUGAAGGACAAGCUCUCGAUAUUGACAGUCCCAGUGGAAAACUUAAGGGACCAAAAUUCAAGAUGCCCAAGAUCUCAGGACCAAACCUCUCCAUGCCUGAUGUUGAUUUGCAACUGAAGGGGCUUAAAUUGAAAGGUGAUGUUGAUGUGUCAUUAUCAAAUAGUGAGGGUGAUUUCAAACGACCAGAAAUAGAUGUUAAAGGCCCCAAAAUUGACAUCAAGAGCCCCAAGACCGGAUUUGAAAUUCCAAAAAUCAAAAUCCCAGAAUUUGGCUUCAAAGGUCAAAAACUGGAGGGCCCUGAACUUGAAAUCAACCUCCCUAAGGCAAAUAUUGACACCAAAAUACCCGAGGUCGAGGUUAAAGGCCCCAAUGUUGAUGUUAACCUCACAAAAGCUGAUUUGGAUAUAAAAGGUCCAAAGAUGGACAUACGAGGACCAGAUGUUGACAUUGAUACUCCUAGUGGAAAGAUCGUGGGACCAAAAUUCAAAAUGCCAAAAAUCACAUCACCAAGCAUUUCCAUGCCUGAUGUAAAUUUCCAUGUGAAAGCUCCUAAAUUUAAAGGUGAUGUUGAUAUGUCAGUACCAAGUGUUGAGGGAGAUAUAAAAGCACCAGAAAUUGAUAUCAAAGGACCAAAAGUUGGCAUUAAGGGUGCCAAGACUGGAUUUGAAAUGCCAACAAUCAAAAUGCCAGAAUUUGGCUUCAAAGGUCCAAAACUGGAGGGCCCUGAAAUUGACAUCAACCCUCCCAAGGCUAAUAUUGAUGUCAAGAUCCCUGAGGUUGAACUGAGAGGUCGAGAAGUUGACAUAAAUAUCCCAAAAGUCAAUCUGAAAGGAGUCAAAGGUGAUGUAGACUUGUCAGUGCCUAAUUUUGAGGGUGAAACAAAAGCACCAAAAAUGGAUAUCAAAGGCCCAAAUAUUGACAUCAAAGGUUCUAUGGGUGGAUUUGAUGUUCCUAAAUUAAAAAUGCCACAAUUUGGCCUCAAAGGUCCAAAACUGGAAGCUCCUGAAAUUGACACUAGCAUUGAUGUGAGAGACCCUGACGUUGAAAUUCCAACGGGUGCAGUUGAAGGUCCAAACAUGAAAGGUGAUUUGUCAUAUCCCGAUUUAGAUGUCACCAUAAAGGGGAAGAAGGGCAAAUUCAAACUCCCUAAAGUGGUAGGAAAAGGAAAGAAACUCGAUAUUGACACAGACACACCGAGAACAGAUGUAACAGCGGGCACACCUAAUGUCAAUGUCCAUACAACAAAAGUGAAAAAGCCAAUUUUCGGGAAACUUCAUUUUCCUGAUGUAGAACUUGACAUCAAAUCCCCUAAAGUCAAAGGUGAUGGAACUUUCUCUGAGGAGUUGAAAUCCCCCGCUGUAGAGUUACAGGAUUCUGUUACAGGCAGUCCAAAUAUUAGUUACGAAAGCUCAGAUGUGAAAUUUAAGGCUCCCCAGAUCAGCCUGCCAAACAUCAAUGUUUCUCCUGCAGGUGGCACAUUUAGAGGCCUUCAAUAUCCCGAAGGUACGGUAACAUUCCCCAAGCUCAAGUUACCACAGUUUGGUUUUAGUAAGCCACAGUAUGAGGGCCAGGAGGGUGAUGGCAAAGGUGCAACAGGCAUAACAGCUAGUGGAGAGCUUCGCUGCUCCCAGGAUUUUACAGUUUCCAGUCCAGAGAUAAGGCAAAGUGAAGGAAAGAUAAAGGUGAAGUUCCCAAAUUUUUUUGGCAAAUCAAAAUCAAAGGGCAGGAGUGCAGGGGAGCUUCGGGGAACAGAGGUAGAACUGAGUACCAGUGGAAAAGGUGAAGUCUCUAAAGGUCUCAGUGUACAAGGUGGAAGAGGGAAAUUACAAUUUGAGGGUGAUGCUGGACUCAGUGUUUCCCCCAAAAGCAAGUCUGCAUCACUGGAUCUUUUCAAGAAGUCACGACAUCGGUCUUCCUCUCAUAGUGAUGAGGGUGGGCUUGCAGUUAUUUCCCCUUCAGGGCACCUUGGAGCAGAGGGCAGUGAUAUUUCAGUAGACCUAAGUGGACCAAAGAUCAAAGGAAAGAAAGGCAAGUUGAAGUUUGGCACUUUUGGAGGUUUUGGUUCCAAGUCAAAGGGCUCGUAUGAAGUAACGUAUGGUGAAGGUAGCGAAGCAGGAGUAGAGGGUAGUGCAGGUAUGUCAUUGGCCUCCUCAAAACCUAGAUUGUCCUCAUCGUCUAGCAGUGAUAGUGGGUCAAAGGGUGCUCUAAAGUUCCCAAAAAUUGAACUGUCUGUAUCACCCAAAAAUGAUUGAGUGCUGUUGACUUUGUAAAAUCAUUUAGCUAUUUAUCUUCUGUCCACAUCCACAUACACCAGAUACUAGAUUUAUGGGAUUGUCAAAUAUCAGUUUGCCAAUCAUCGAGAAAAUCCUGCCAUCCCAUAUUUAAACAUACUAGUGAUUGACAGAAAGGACAGGGAUAAUUUAAGGCCCCAACAAACUGUAAAUAAAAUGUAAUAAAUAUUGUUUUUCUGUACAUAGUCAAGAUUUAUUGAGAAUAUACCAUCUCAGCAAUUUUUUCACUAACAUUGUAUUACUGGUAUUAUUUUGUCCUGUUUCAUUCAAUUAUAUGUUGUUCAUAAAUGGGUGUGGUGUAAUUUUAUGCAGGGUCUGUUUCACUGAACAGUCAAAGUAGUUAUUUUGAAGGAACUUGUAGUUUAUAAAAUUAAACACAAAUAUAAUUUGUUUCAUCAUACAAGUAUAAUUUGUUCAUCAUACAGCUGGGUCUCUAUAACAUAUUCUUUAAGUCUGGUGAAGUUUUAUAGAUGAUAAUUUCCCUGACAGGUCACUACAUUUAAAAACUUUUUUUUUUUUCCCAGCGCACCUUAUCAUCCUUAAAAGACUGUCCACUUUUGCUCUGCAGCUGUUAUUUUAAUUUUUUUUUUUUUUUUUUUUUUUUAAAACCUGUUUAUUGUACAGUUUACCUGGUCAUGUUUUGCACCCUUCAUACAGCAUCAAACGUCACAAAUAAUAAAUGCUAUUGAUUGUAUUAGAUAUAAACCAUCCUGAGAGUUUUGAUCAGAAAUUUUCAGACAAUGAUUUGUUUUUCCUUGUGUUCAUUCUGCCUGACAAACUAAUUAAAAUGUAUAGAAAGUUG
Messenger RNA from Corythoichthys intestinalis (scribbled pipefish), 20886 nucleotides. It is a transcript of the gene ahnak, whose product is annotated as AHNAK nucleoprotein. The transcript has 6 exons. Lineage: Eukaryota; Metazoa; Chordata; Actinopteri; Syngnathiformes; Syngnathidae. Gene Ontology annotation, molecular function: protein binding. The record is from RefSeq and is a predicted model, not a curated record. Gene Ontology annotation, biological process: regulation of RNA splicing. Gene Ontology annotation, cellular component: costamere; cytoplasm; nucleus. Bases 390 to 20045 code for a protein of 6551 amino acids.